Messenger RNA from Lentinula edodes (shiitake mushroom), 1011 nucleotides. Its product is annotated as chaperonin 10-like protein. The transcript has 7 exons. Gene Ontology annotation, molecular function: oxidoreductase activity. The record is from RefSeq and is a predicted model, not a curated record. The coding region runs from base 1 to 1011 and encodes 336 amino acids. Lineage: Eukaryota; Fungi; Basidiomycota; Agaricomycetes; Agaricales; Omphalotaceae.
AUGUCUCUUCCCAAAACAUUCAAGGCCGCUGUUAUCAACUCUGCGGGCAGUGACUUUGAGAUCAUCGAAAAGACUCUCGAGCUCCCUACAGAAGGAACUAUUCUUGUGAAAGUUCUAGCAUGUGGUGUUUGUGCUAGCGAUGGCAUGGUCAAAUAUGGAAUGGCCCCCCUUCCCCGAGUCGCCGGACAUGAAAUUAUCGGUGACGUUGUCGCCGUACCUUCCGGCGAAACUCGCUGGAAAGUCGGAGACCGUGUUGGCUCGGGCUGGCAUGGAGGUCAUUGCAAUCAGUGCAGCUCUUGCAAGGAGAGUGAUUUUAUUACUUGUUCGUCCGAAGCCAUCAACGGUGUCACCAAAGACGGUGGCUACGCUGAAUACACUACUCUCCGUACAGAAGCUGUUCUUCCCGUUCCCACAGAACUCGAUCCUGCUGAGGCGGCUCCCCUUCUUUGUGCUGGAAUCACCACUUUCAACUCGCUCCGCAACAUUCCCGACCUCAAAAAGGGGGAUCUCGUUGCUGUUCAUGGCCUCGGUGGUCUUGGCCAUCUCGGUAUCCAGUACGCGAAACAGAUGGGUUACAAGGUCGUCGCGCUCUCUCAAUCUUCCGCCAAAAAGGAAUUGGCUACCAAGCUAGGCGCCGAUUAUUAUCUCGAUGGAUCGCAGGUGAACCAGGUCGAGGAGCUCAUGAAGCUAGGCGGAGCCAAGGUCAUCGUUGCCACUGCUCCUCAGGGUGAGGCUAUCGCCACUCUUCUCGGGGGACUCAAAAUUGGAGGAACUAUGCUCGUUCUUGCUAUCGUGGAUCUCAAAUUCAGCACCAUCGCUCUCAUCGGCAAACGUGCUUCUAUCAAGGGCUGGCCUUCGGGUCAUGCUAAAGAUAGCGAGGAUGCGGUUGCGUUUGCGCAAAAGCACAACGUGAAGACGUUGAUCGAGAAAUUCCCUUUGGAAAAAGUCAACGAAGCGUACAACAAGAUGCAGAGCGGUCAGGUCAGAUUCCGUGCUGUCUUAACUCCCUGA